Schistosoma turkestanicum is the source of this 849-nucleotide messenger RNA. The record is from the annotation of a GenBank genome assembly. NCBI's taxonomy places the organism in Eukaryota, Metazoa, Platyhelminthes, Trematoda, Strigeidida, Schistosomatidae.
AUGGAGUCGGUUAAAGAGAUAGGACCAUCAAGUUUUCAACACUUCUUAUCUCAGAGUAUUGCCAGUUGGGAUCCCGAACAUCGACUGAACGAGGUGCCAGCCAGUAGCGACUGUCUCCUCCGAAUAACCAAAGACUUACGUUCCAUUUGCAACGAUCCAGCCCCAGGAAUAUGUGUGGUGCCUGAUAAUGAGGAUAUGACGAUAAUAUACGCAUUGAUCACAGGUCCCUUUGACACACCUUAUGAAGGUGGUUUUUUCUUUUUCCUCAUACGAUGUCCACCCGAAUAUCCACUCCGGCCACCAAAGGUGAAAUUGAUGACUACUGGGAAUGGUACUGUGAGAUUUAAUCCAAACUUUUAUUCGAACGGAAAGGUUUGUCUUAGUGUUCUCGGUACUUGGCAGGGUCCCCAAUGGACACCAGCACAAAGCCUAUCAUCAGUCUUGAUAUCUAUUCAAUCUCUGAUGAAUGACAAACCGUAUUUUAAUGAGCCCGGAUUCAUUACUGAACGUAACCCAGGCGAUGCUCAACAAUACAAUGCAAUAAUUACACACGAAACUAUUCGAUGUGCAGUAUGUGAUGUGUUAGAGCGCCGUACAACAUUUCCUCCGGAUUUAUACGCGGUAGUGGAAUCUAGUUUUGAAGACUACUAUGAAUAUUAUAUAAGCGUUUGUGAACGAAAUAUGCAUUUAUCAGGUCAUCCAAUGGUUGAUCCAUUCGAAGAAGGAAGAGGGAGAUUCGAUUAUGCCAAUCUAUUAAAGCGUUUAAAGGCUUUAAACAGCAAACUGAAACAAAAACACCCUGGAACAGAUGACACCGAUGUGAUAAGUAUGUCAAAACAAAACAAAUAA